Molecule: messenger RNA, 1872 nt
Organism: Coniophora puteana RWD-64-598 SS2
Lineage: Eukaryota; Fungi; Basidiomycota; Agaricomycetes; Boletales; Coniophoraceae
Product: DNA polymerase eta
Exons: 12
Coding region: 1-1872 (623 amino acids)
Biological process (GO): error-prone translesion synthesis; response to radiation
Cellular component (GO): replication fork; site of double-strand break; nucleus
Molecular function (GO): DNA-directed DNA polymerase activity; damaged DNA binding
Source: RefSeq, a predicted model, not a curated record
AUGUCUCUCGCGUCACCCACCAAGUCAUCAAUCUGGAAGGGCAAAGAAAAGGCCAUGGACGAGGACUACGCGGAUUUGCGGCCUGUCAUCACCUACAGACAUCUUCACUCGCACAACCUCGGCGUACGCGAUCCACUCCGCGUGGUCGGCCUCUGCGACAGCGACGCGUUCUACGCCGCAUGCGAACGCGUACGGCUCAACUUGAGCGAAGACGCGCCGUUGGUCGUCCAACAGUGGGAGUCCCUCAUUGCCGUCAGCUAUCCCGCGCGCAAGUAUGGCAUAUCCCGCAUGGACAAGAUCAAGGACGCCAAAAAGAAGUGUCCUGACCUCGUCUCCGUCCACGUCGCGACAUACAAGGAGGGAGAGAAGGAGCCGGGUUAUUGGGAUGAUAUAGAUACGCGAACACACAAGGUCUCGCUUGAUCUGUACCGACGAGAAAGCGCUAAGAUUAUGAAUGUAUUUAAAGAGAUGCUACCUAAUGGCGAGAUUGAGAAAGCAUCGAUAGAUGAGGCGUUCAUCGACUUGACUCAGCCUGUUCGAGACACUAUUCUUGAAAGAUACCCAUACCUCGCGAAUAUACCCCCAAAUGCACCGCAGGGAGCCGACACGCCACUGCCAUCUCCCCCACUCGAACUCGACUGGGCUGACAAAGUGCACCUGAUCCCCAUAUUGCCAAGCGACGAUGGCGACGAUUCGCCCAAGGACGAGAGCGAGUUUCCGCCGACCUGGCAUGACGUAGCAUUAUGUAUAGCAGCAGAGUUUAUGACGAAGAUGCGCAAGCAGGUGCUUGAUACCCUCGGAUACUCGACGUCGGCGGGACUGGCGAGGAAUAAGGCGCUUGCUAAGCUUAGCGCCUCCGUACGGAAACCGAACGGCCAGAGCAUUCUGCGCAAUGACGCAAUACCGAAUUACCUUCGACCGAUGGCAUUCCAGAAAAUACGGUUCCUUGGCGGUAAGCUAGGCAAAGCUUUUGCCGACGAGUAUGAUGUGUCCUCGGUUGGUGAUAUUCUUACGGUCUCUCUCGAUGAGAUGCAGAGCAAGUUUGGCGAAGAGUCGUUGUGGGUGUAUGAACUUGUCCGUGGUAUUGACCGAUCAGAAGUCAAAGAGAAAACGGCAUAUUUCAAGAGCAUGCUGGCGUCCAAGAAUCUCCCCAAGCCAAUAACCAAGUCCAGCGAGGGUCCACAGUGGAUCCGGGUGCUGGCAGCAGAGCUAACACUGCGGCUGAACGAAGCGCGAGAGACGAUGCCAUCGCUAUGGCCAAAGACGAUAGCGCUUCAUCUUCGCAAAGGCUAUGAAGCGUCGCGGUCGAAGCAGGCGCCUUUCCCUUUUGUGAAGGAAGUGACGGUUGAUAUUGUUGCAAGCGCGGGAAAUAAGUUAUGGAAGGAGAUGACGGGGAAUGCCAAGGAUGUGAAUGUUGGCGCGUUGCAGCUGUCGUUUUCCAACUUGGGAAGAGGAGAAGUGGGGCAGAAGAACAUCGACGGCUUCUUUCAGCAGUCGACGAAGCGAUCCCGGGAAGAUGCCGAGGAUGAUCAGCCAUCCGAUACCAUACAGGGUCGUGCUUCUAGCUCAUCCCCUCAGUCGCCGUCGUCAUUUGUGUGCAGUCGCUGUAAAAAGCGGAUCGAACUUCCGAUUCAUGUCGUGGAGAUCAGGGGCCAUGAUGCGGAGGGUUUAGCGGAGACAGUAGCCGCUCUCCGUGCAGAGCAUGACGAUUUUCAUUUCGCACAGGAUUUGGCCAACGCUCCCGAGACAGACCAGACAGGUCCCGCCCCAAAGCCGUCAAAGCCGUCGUCAACUGGUCGGGACACCAAGAGGCGGAAGAAGGCAGGGGAGCCUUCCAAAGGCAUAGCGCGGUACUUUAACAAGGCAGGAUGA